Messenger RNA from Stereum hirsutum FP-91666 SS1, 414 nucleotides. RefSeq lists its product as uncharacterized. The transcript has 2 exons. Lineage: Eukaryota; Fungi; Basidiomycota; Agaricomycetes; Russulales; Stereaceae. The record is from RefSeq and is a predicted model, not a curated record. Bases 1 to 414 code for a protein of 137 amino acids.
AUGUACCUUCCGUUCCUGAGUGAUGCGUAUCCCGACAUCCUGGGCGUGUUAGUCAGCUGGCAGUAUACUCCCUGCUCCUGUCGCCUCAGCAAAUCGACUAGGUCAUCAUCCUCUGUCGUGUUCAAUCUCGGUCGGCACUUGUCCCCUCACAACCAAGCGGCACUCAGUCUCCGGUUCAUCUCAAGCCGCCAAGGCCCUCACUUUUACUGUGAAUUCAAUUUUAUGACGUACUAUGGUGAGAUGGUGGACGAAAAUGCGCAUAGGAUGCUGGGCGCGAGAUGGGCAUUCACUAGCAGGGGAUGUGAACCUAUUCUGGAUCGGCCUGAGGGACUGAAUUAUAUCGCACUUCGCAAGAAUAGUACUCCCUCACGCUCAUUGCCACAGCCUUGCUUCAUAUCGCUAUUCUACUUCUGA